AUGUUCAUCCAAAACGAACACGUCGGCGACAGAUCCCGUAUGGAGGAUUGGAGAAUUCGUGGUUACGACCCUUUAUCUCCCCCAGACUUGUUACAACAUGAGUUCCCACUUUCCGACAAGUGUAAAGACAUCAUCUUGAAAGGUAGAGAGGACGCUUGUAACAUAUUGAAUGGUAAAGAUGACAGGCUCAUCGUUGUCAUUGGUCCUUGCUCGAUCCAUGACCCAAAAGCAGCUCUCGACUACGCUGACAGAUUGCAGAAGCUCGCUGAAAAGCACAAGGGAGAGCUUCAUAUUGUCAUGAGAGCCUACCUUGAGAAGCCCAGAACUACCGUGGGCUGGAAGGGUUUGAUUAACGACCCCGAUAUCGACGGUUCUUUCCAGAUCAACAAGGGUCUCAGGAUCGCCAGAAACAUGUUCGUCGAGUUGACUGAGAAGUUGCCCAUUGCCGGUGAGAUGUUGGACACCAUCUCCCCACAAUUCUUGUCUGAUUUGUUCAGUGUCGGUGCCAUCGGUGCCAGAACCACCGAGUCGCAGUUGCACAGAGAAUUGGCUUCCGGUUUGUCAUUCCCUGUCGGGUUCAAGAAUGGUACUGACGGUACUCUCGGUGUUGCCAUUGACGCCUUGAGAGCUGCGUCGCAUCCACACCACUUCCUAAGUGUUACGAAACCAGGUAUCGUUCUGAUCGUGGGCACCGAAGGUAACAAAGAUUGCUUCGUUAUUUUGAGAGGUGGUAAACAUGGCACGAAUUACGAUGCCAAGUCCGUCCAGGACACGAAAGACGCUUUGGCCAAGGCCAAGGUCGUGAACCCAGACAGUCCUAGUGCCAGAAUCAUGGUUGACUGUUCACACGGAAACUCCAACAAGAACCACAAAAACCAGCCCCUUGUGGCCGCUGAGGUGGCUAGACAGAUCUCCGAGGGUGAGGACCAGAUUUGUGGUUUGAUGGUUGAGUCCAACAUUGUUGAGGGCAGACAAGACGUGCCACCCGCUGAGCAAGGUGGAAAGGACGCUUUGAAAUACGGUUGCUCCAUCACCGAUGCCUGCAUUGGUUUCGACGACACGGAAUUCUUGUUGCAGACGUUGGCUGAUGCCAUCAAGACCAGAAGAGAUUCAAAGAAAUAG
Molecule: messenger RNA, 1122 nt
Organism: Candidozyma duobushaemuli
Lineage: Eukaryota; Fungi; Ascomycota; Pichiomycetes; Serinales; Metschnikowiaceae
Gene: ARO3
Product: 3-deoxy-7-phosphoheptulonate synthase
Exons: 2
Coding region: 1-1122 (373 amino acids)
Biological process (GO): aromatic amino acid biosynthetic process
Cellular component (GO): cytoplasm
Molecular function (GO): 3-deoxy-7-phosphoheptulonate synthase activity
Source: RefSeq, a predicted model, not a curated record